This is a messenger RNA of Cordyceps fumosorosea ARSEF 2679, 405 nucleotides long. RefSeq lists its product as hypothetical. The record is from RefSeq and is a predicted model, not a curated record. The transcript has a single exon. The coding region runs from base 1 to 405 and encodes 134 amino acids. Lineage: Eukaryota; Fungi; Ascomycota; Sordariomycetes; Hypocreales; Cordycipitaceae.
AUGCAGAGGAUCCCAGUGGCACGCUCAAUUAUGCGCGGCGCCGUCGCACGGCCGUCGCACCACAACGGCCAGCGCAUGCUCGCGUGCCGCGCCCUCUUGUCUACCAGUACCGGCGACCACCGUGGGGGGAACGCAAACAUGACGAGCAAGACUACCCCGGGCAGCAGCAUCCCGACACCUCAGCAGAAGAAGACGACGACAGCAGGGGCGGAGGAGGUGGGGAGCGGAAAUCCGGAGCUACCCAAGUUUAGCCUCGACGGGCUGGGGGUCAGCAGGAACAUGAAGGUCUUUCUGAUCGUGGUGCUGAGCAUCUUUGGCACAAUGGAAACAUGGCUCUACUGCAAGGCCGUCUGGCGCUGGUGGUACGGUGAGCAAGGCCUCGCCGUCAAAGGAGACGACAAGUAG